Messenger RNA from Staurois parvus, 1026 nucleotides. The record is from the annotation of a GenBank genome assembly. Lineage: Eukaryota; Metazoa; Chordata; Amphibia; Anura; Ranidae.
AUGAGAAUGGAAGACAUGUCUCUAUCUGGCCUGGAUAACAGUAAACUAGAGGCCCUUGCUCAUGAUAUUUACACUGACCUGGUGGAGGAUACAUGUUUGGGGUUAAGUUUUGAGGUUCACCGAGCUGUUAAAUGUGGUUAUUUCUUGCUGGAUGAGACCGACCCUGAGAGCAUGAAAGACUUUGAAAUCAUAGACCAGCCUGGUGUGGACAUCUUUGGUCAGGUUUAUAACCAGUGGAAGAGCAAAGAGUGUGUGUGUCCAAAUUGCAAUCGCAGUAUAGCAGCCUCCCGCUUUGCCCCUCACCUUGAGAAAUGUCUUGGCAUGGGUCGAAACAGCAGCCGCAUCGCAAAUCGCAGAAUUGCGAGCAGCAACAAUAUGAACAAAUCAGAAAGCGACCAAGAAGAUAAUGAUGAUGUAAACGAUAACGAUUGGUCGUAUGGCUCGGAGAAGAAAGCAAAGAAGAGGAAAUCAGAAAAGAAUCCAAAUUCCCCACGGAGAUCAAAGUCCAUAAAACACAAAAAUGGCGAUCUCUCGGUUAACACUGACCAAUUUAAGCAGUAUAGUAACAAUUCUGGAAUUAGUUACGAAAACCUUGGGCCAGAAGAGCUCCACACACUGCUAACGACGCAAUGUGGAGUCAUAUCAGAACAUACCAAGAAGAUGUGCACCAGGUCAUUACGAUGUCCCCAACAUACGGAUGACCAGCGUAGAUCUGUCAGAGUUUACCUCCUAGGUUCCUCCGCAUCUCUACCAGAACCCGAUGGCAGUACAGACAAUGACAGCUUUGAUGUGGUGGAAGGGCAGGGCCUAAUGGGUCGACUUCCAUGGGAUGGAUCCUCUGAUAUCUCUCCAUCCGACUCGGCCUCAUCCAAAGCCAGCACAAAUAACUCAGACACCCGAAAACCCAAGAAGAAAAAGCCAAGUCAUAUCAGCAUGGGCAGCGCAGGUGGUGGCGGCGCCAGUAAAAAGAAGAAACCCAAAGCCCCAGCCCCGCACACACCCGGAAUGUACAGUGAACUCAACUGA